Molecule: messenger RNA, 4503 nt
Organism: Rhincodon typus (whale shark)
Lineage: Eukaryota; Metazoa; Chordata; Chondrichthyes; Orectolobiformes; Rhincodontidae
Product: tyrosine-protein kinase receptor UFO
Exons: 23
Coding region: 1073-3763 (896 amino acids)
Biological process (GO): cell surface receptor protein tyrosine kinase signaling pathway; platelet activation; natural killer cell differentiation
Cellular component (GO): signaling receptor complex
Molecular function (GO): transmembrane receptor protein tyrosine kinase activity; protein binding; ATP binding
Source: RefSeq, a predicted model, not a curated record
GAGCAAGAUCCCAUAAACAGGAAUGUGAUAGUGAGCAGCUCAUCUGCUGAACAACGCUGGUAGAGAAAUAAUUAUUGAGCGAGGCAAUGAGGAACAUGGUACAGUAUUUAGGAGCAGGAGUAGGCCAUUCGACCCCACCAUCCUGCUACUCCACUAAGAUCACCUGGCUAAUCUGGCUGCUGUCUGGCCUCUACUUUCAUGUCCCAGCCUGCUCGUUUGCAAUGCUGCGGUGUAUUUUGCGUCCAUCCCUUUAAGAAAUCAACUGAAGGACUACUCUACAGUACUCCCUUAGUUACAAUGCGAAGGGAGCAUUUUAAACUUCCAGCUUAAAUCUGGUUGUCAGGUCUGUUGGGCUUCAACUGGUGAUAUUCUGCCUCAGUGUUGGGAGUGGCCAAGGCUAGCACGAAAUUGUGACCACAUUGUUAAGACAAAUUGUUACAAUCAGAUCAACCACUGUGACUUAACUGUGUCAGGCGAUGAGUUUAGGAGCGGUGACUGGACGAGUUUUCCCGGUGCUAGACUUCUCUCGCCAGAGGGAGGGAGAAAGAAAGAGCCACAAAGGGGCUGGGAGGCUGAACCGACGAUAAAAGCAAUUGGAUAGAGAGUAGGAGCUAGACGUAGUUUGAAACCUUGCAGAGGAACGACCCAGGCGUGAGCGGAGAUUCACAAAUUAUAAAACGGAAUACCGCAAUCUUCCACAUCAAAAAAAAGCUGAACUGAAAUAUUUCAUGUUGUCUUAAGUGCAAGUUUUCUUUAGCCUCUUCUUUUCUAUGCCUGGAUUCAAUGCCGGCUCAAUUCAUCAGCUGGAGCUGCUACUUUGAAAUGUUUUAGAAGCUGUCUUUUUAAAAAAAAACACACCGCACUCCGCCUUCAGUGAAUUUCGAUCUGGUUGCUGGCGAUUUAUUUCAAACGGAACUAUCCUCUACUCCGUCCAGGAAUCAACCGCAAAGUUCAAGAAGCAGCUUGGAAAGUUUUUGGGGAGCUAGUUUCCUCACUGUGCAGAGCCGAUGUGUUGGUUUCCCUGAGCCAGAGAGAUUUUCUUCGUCAAAGGAGCUGAACUUUUUUUUAGAAAAUGAGAAGAUUGUGGCUUCUAUCGUUUUGUUUGUGGAUUGAGAGCUGGUGCCAGAGCCCUGAGCCCGGACUUCCAGAAGACGUGCCCUUCCUGCAGAAUCCCAAGAGUAUCAUAUCCUUCCAGGGAAAAGAAGUAAAGUUGCGCUGCUCUAUUCAGGUGAUGGGCGAACUCCCCGAAAUAAAUUGGCAACGAGAUGGGGCUCUGUACCAAGCAGAUGUCAACCAAGUUCUGGUGCCAGUGAGUGAUGACGAAUGGCUAGCCAUCAGUGAAUUAAGUAUUCCCUCAAUCCACCGCACGGACGCUGGGAGUUAUCGGUGCAUCACUUCAGUGAAAGGCAGAGAAAUCAUCUCCAAAGAAGCUCAGCUAGAAAUUGAAGGGUUGCCCCACUUUACCGAGCAGCCGCAGGAUGUCAAUGUGCACCGGGACAAGCCUUUUAACCUGAGCUGUGCUGCUGCAGGAUCACCAGAAUUGAAGGAGCUGACGUGGCUACAGGACGGUGUGCCGGUACCCCUUGGGGAGAAGACUUCAGCGAUCUCACCCUCGACCCUCUUGAUCCAAGGGUUAAAGAAGCCGGCAACAUUCCGAUGCGAAGUGCACAAUGCCAAGGGUGUGGCCACCUCCCGAACAGCCAACGUCAAACUUCUGCCAGACACACCAAACAAUGUGACAGUGACUUUCACAAGCUCCCGUGCUCUUGGAAUCUCAUGGACUCCUGGCUUCAGUGGCUUUGUUCCGUUUACCUCCUGCACUGUCCAGGCCAAGCAAUCUGAGGGUGACCUCAGUCAAGAGAUCUAUUUGAAGGAUAUCUCUGUUCCACCAUUCAAUCACAUGAUCAGAGCAUUGGCACCAUACUCGCGAUAUUGGAUCCGGUUGGCCUGCAGCACAGAGAUUGGCACCUCGCCAUGGAGCAGCUGGGUGGCAGCGGAAACAUUUGAAGGAGAGCCAGACACAGUCCCAAGCAACAUAACCUUCCAAUACAAUGGCAGUGCUCUGCUCUUCGAAUGGGAGAAACCAUCUACAGGCCUUAAUGGGGUCUUGCAAGGAUACAAAGUGGCAUAUCAGGACCAAGACCAUGCUGAGGUGAUUGUGGACAAUGGGCAGAGGGAGAACAUUAUCCUGGAGGUUGUUUUGCCUGUCACGAACCUGAGUGUUCGUUUGGCAGCCUACACGAAAGCUGGGGAUGGGCCAUGGAGUGACCCUGUCCUGGUGACCCUUCCUAGCCCAGGUAUUCCAAGGCAGAUGAGACAUCCAGUAGGGAAGGCAGGCAGGAGGACAUUCUCUUGGCACUGGUGGUAUGUGGUGAUGGCCGUCGCUGUAGCCAUGGCCUCUGCUAUUUGCCUCGCUGUGCUGGUUGCCCGACUGAGGAAGAAGGAUGUUCGAUACGGUGAAGCCUUUGAACCCAUGAUCGAGAGAGGGGAGCUGGUGGUGCGGUACCGAGUGAAGAAGUCAUACAGCAGAAGGACUAAUGAGGCCACGUUGAACACGCUGGGAAUAAGUGAUGACCUCAAAGAGAAGCUGCAGGAUGUGAUGAUUGACCGACACAAGUUAACACUGGGCAAGACUCUGGGAGAAGGAGAGUUUGGCUCUGUGAUGGAAGGACAAUUGAACCAGGAUGAUUAUAUUCUCAAAGUGGCAGUCAAGACAAUGAAAAGAGCACUGUUAACAAGAGAUGAAAUGAGGAUAUUUCUCAGAGCAAUAUGUUAUAUGGAAUUUAAUUUACAUAAUGUGAAGAAGCUAUUUGGGGUCUGUUUACAGAAUCACGAGAAUGAAGGCUUUCCAUCACCAGUUGUAAUCCUCCCAUUCAUGAAACAUGGGGAUCUCCACAGCUUCCUCUUGUAUUCUCGCCUGGGAGAGAGCCCUGUGUACCUCCCGAUGCAGACACUGGUAAAAUUCAUGACUGACAUUGCUCGGGGCAUGGAAUAUCUCAGCAACAAGAACUUCAUCCACAGGGACCUGGCUGCACGCAACUGCAUGUUAAAUGAAAACAUGAAUGUCUGUGUGGCUGACUUUGGGCUGUCCAAAAAAAUUUACAACGGCGAUUACUACCGACAAGGCCGGAUCUCAAAAAUGCCAGUGAAGUGGAUUGCAAUUGAAAGUCUAGCAGACAGAGUUUACACAGCCAAAAGUGAUGUAUGGUCCUAUGGUGUCACCAUGUGGGAAAUUGCAACCCGUGGGCAAACUCCUUAUCCAGGUGUGGAAAACAGCGAGAUCUAUGACUAUCUCCGACAAGGCAAUAGACUCAAGCAGCCCCCAGACUGUCUGGAUGCAUUGUAUGAGCUGAUGUACUAUUGCUGGCAACUGAACCCAAGAGAGCGGCCGACUUUUGAGAUCAUCUGCUGUCAACUGGAGAAGAUUGUGGAAGACCUGCCACCGUCUUCAGACCCAGAAGAGAUUCUUUACGUCAACAUGGAAGAUGCUUGUGGGAGGUCAGACAGUUGCUGUGAACAGGGAGCAGUUGGAGGCAGUGAUCUUGAGGAGUGUUUGAAGGCGUCAUGCUCACAGUUUUCCAAGGCACCUGUGGUAACAUCAGUAGAUGUCCACCAGUCAAAUGCAGUCGAUCGCUAUGUGUUGUGUCCACCUCAUGAGACUACCCGAUCAAUGGCAAUGGCACCCUUAAGUAGCAAUUCGCCUCCAUGUUUAGCGGCGGAGGACUCCGCCCUGGAAGAAAUGUGUGGGAGCGAGUGUAAAUGAGAGUUGUCUGUGUUACUUGCCACUUCAUAUUUCCAGGAACCUUGCCUCAAAUCACUCAAGUGAUCUCCAAGUAAAGACACUGACUGCGUGCUAUUGUUAAAAGAAUGUAUAAUGUCACUUUGACCACGAUAACAUCAGAACAGUCCUGCAGUCAAGCCAAGUUGGCAAUUGGAAAAGUGCAAACAACCAACCAAUUUAACCUUAAUCCCUCAUGCCAAUCUCUUGCAUGUCAUGAACUUCAGGACUUCUCUUGCUUCCCUUCUGUCAGACACUUUUCUUCCCUUUAUCUAGCAGAGUUGGAGGGAUACAGUGUCUAAAUAUCAUAUCACAGUGGCCUCAAUCCAAAAGCACUUGGGGCUGAUAUCAAAUAUAUAUUGAUGCUUUAAUCAUGUUUGAUCAUGGCUGUCAUUGAUCUGAGAUGUAUAUGCUGAGAAGUGUACUCUUGAAUCCAGCUUCCCAGUGAAAAACAAAGUAAUGCAGGUGAAAGGCCAAAGGUCGCCAGUUCAGGGGAUACGGGUUGCAAUGAAGUUACAUGAUCUCUGAAACAUGUGUUUAACUCCACUGUAUCUAUGACAAUAGCAGAGGGAGUCUGAAAUAUUUGUGGAUUAUACAGGAAAACUUGUCGGUUUAAAAAAAAUAGGUAAGUUCACUUCCAGAAUUUAACAUGUAAAUUUUUUUUUUAAAUAAAAAGAAAAUGGCAGGGAUAUGAUUAGAACUUUUUUCAAAUUCAUUCAUGGGAU